Tinamus guttatus (white-throated tinamou) is the source of this 703-nucleotide messenger RNA. Lineage: Eukaryota; Metazoa; Chordata; Aves; Tinamiformes; Tinamidae. The record is from RefSeq and is a predicted model, not a curated record.
GUGUCAGCUGCUCGGAUGAUGAUGAAAAGCCCCGCAAAAGACGGCGAACUAAUUCUUCUAGUUCCUCCCCUGUUCUCCUGAAGGAUGUCCCGAAGGCGGUGACUCCUGUCACCAAAACUAUCACCGUGCCUGUAAGUGGCAGCCCGAAGAUGAGUAAUAUAAUGCAGAGCAUUGCCAACUCCUUACCACCACACAUGUCGCCUGUGAAAAUAACCUUCACUAAGCCCUCAACACAGACAACAAACACAACAACGCAGAAGGUGAUAAUAGUAACCACCUCUCCAAGCUCAACUUUUGUACCCAACAUCCUUUCCAAGUCCCACAACUAUGCAGCAGUUACGAAACUUGUCCCAACAUCAGUCAUUGCCUCAACAACUCAAAAGCAGCCAGUGGUUAUAACUGCAUCUCAGUCCUCUCUGGUCAGUAGCAGCAGCAGCAGCAGUAGCUGUUCCACUCCCUCCUGCACCGCAAAUACUAUUGCAGUAACUGCUGUGGUAUCAUCAACACCAUCAGUAGUGAUGUCAACAGUAGCACAAGGUGUAUCUACAUCAGCUAUUAAGGUUGCCUCUACCAGACUACCUUCCCCAAAAGGUUUGGUUGGGAAUCCAACUCAGAUUUUAGCACAGUUUCCCAAACAGCAUCAGCAGUCCCCGAAACAGCAGCUGCACCAAAUACAACAGGCUCAGCAACAACAGCAGCAGCA